Molecule: messenger RNA, 1405 nt
Organism: Coregonus clupeaformis (lake whitefish)
Lineage: Eukaryota; Metazoa; Chordata; Actinopteri; Salmoniformes; Salmonidae
Product: peroxisomal membrane protein PMP34
Exons: 9
Coding region: 294-1247 (317 amino acids)
Biological process (GO): transmembrane transport
Cellular component (GO): peroxisomal membrane
Molecular function (GO): FAD transmembrane transporter activity; ADP transmembrane transporter activity; NAD transmembrane transporter activity
Source: RefSeq, a predicted model, not a curated record
AAAGCCAAUCAAAUCAACACGCGGCAUCGCCUAUUGUCCAAUCACCUUAUUGGGAAAAGGGAAUCUAUCUACCAUUGGCUAUACGAACGACCAGGAUGUAAAACGAUCAAGAAGCGCAUUCGAAGAAAAUAUUGUUUUAAUGUCUGAGAAAAAAUCAUAAGAUCAUUCAGCCGCGUAGUUGUUUUCUGGAAGAAACUGAAAUAAAAAAAACGGUAUCUCUAUUCCCUAACUAUUGUACAUAGUGGAAUGCAAAUAAAACUGUCAAGUUUACAUUUGUAUCUACCGCAAUCAAAAUGAGCGCUGAAUACUUUAGAUUUGCUGAAGUUUUCUCGUACGAAAGCUUGGUGCAUGCAAUGGCAGGAGCAGUGGGGAGUGUGACGGCAAUGACCGUUUUCUUCCCACUUGACACUGCAAGACUACGGCUGCAAGUGGAUGAGAACAGGAAAGCCAGGGCCACUCCUGCCAUUCUGUCAGAGAUUGUCAAGGAAGAGGGGUUGCUGGCGCCCUACAGGGGCUGGUUCCCAGUGAUCUGCAGUCUCUGCUGCUCCAACUUCGUCUACUUCUACUGCUUCCACAGCCUGAGAGCCAGCUGGCUCCGGGGACACAAGUCAACUCCAAGCAGCGACCUGCUAAUGGGCAUCGCUGCAGGUGUAGUGAACGUGCUUGUGACCACUCCGCUGUGGGUGGUCAACACACGACUCAAGCUUCAGGGGGCAAAGUUCCGCAAUGCAGACAUCCGUCCCACUAACUACUCAGGCAUCAUGGAUGGCUUUGUGCAGAUCAUUGAGGACGAAGGGGUGGGGGCCCUGUGGAACGGGACAUUCCCCUCUCUCCUGCUGGUGCUCAACCCGGCUGUCCAGUUCAUGAUCUAUGAGGGCCUGAAGAGGCAGCUGAGAAGCUUGGUUCACAGAGAGCUGUUGUCUCUGGAGGUCUUUCUGAUUGGUGCCAUAGCCAAAGCAGUGGCCACCACAGUCACAUACCCACUACAGACUGUACAGUCCAUCCUGAGGUUUGGUCAACACAAGCAGCACACAGACAGAUCACCGUUGCUGAACAGCCUGAGAAGUGUGAUGUAUCUGCUGAUCAAUAGAGUGAGGAAGUAUGGCAUGCUGGGCCUGUUCAAAGGCCUGGAAGCUAAACUCCUACAGACCGUCCUGACCGCAGCCCUCAUGUUCCUGCUCUACGAGAAGAUCGCCAGCAGCACCUUCAAGGUCAUGGGAGUGAAGAGGCUUGCGUCCAGCCACUAGCCUGUCUGUGACAUCAGACAUCCGAUCCCAUAUUGCUCCCUAUCUGUCCCCCCUUGGCCCUAACCCCUCAAAGUUGGCAUGUCUAAAGUGGUCCUCUGUAGCUCAAUUGGUAGAGCAUGGCGCUUGUAACGCCAGGGUAGUGGGUUCGAUCCCCGGGA